This is a messenger RNA of Torulaspora delbrueckii, 1026 nucleotides long. RefSeq lists its product as uncharacterized. Bases 1 to 1026 code for a protein of 341 amino acids. Gene Ontology annotation, biological process: deadenylation-dependent decapping of nuclear-transcribed mRNA. The record is from RefSeq and is a predicted model, not a curated record. The transcript has a single exon. Lineage: Eukaryota; Fungi; Ascomycota; Saccharomycetes; Saccharomycetales; Saccharomycetaceae. Gene Ontology annotation, molecular function: RNA 7-methylguanosine cap binding; hydrolase activity. Gene Ontology annotation, cellular component: nucleus; P-body.
AUGAGAAAAAAUAAAGGCCGAGUAUUAAGGAUGGACUCCCUAUUACAAAGGUUUGAAUUUGUCCGCGUGCUGGAUUCGAACCCGCAAACAAAAGUGGUUUCUUUACUGGGGCAUAUCGACUCCCAGCAUGCUAUUGUAACACUUGAGAAGACGCAUUUUAACACUGAUGAUGCCCGGUGUUCGUGUGCCGAUGCUGUGCAAGAGACCCGUGAAAUUGCAGCCAAUGAUAUCUAUCAUUGGGCUGUUGCGCUGUUGAAGCAGGAUAUUCAGACCAAUCCGGCUGCCAAGGUGAACGUCAUUUGGCCUGCUACACCUGUUCAUGUCCGCAAGUAUUCGCAGCAGGCUUUGCAUCUAGUGCGUGAAAGCCCGCAAUUGUACGAGCGCGUUGUCGCACCAUGGGUGAAAGAGCAGGCUACGCCAGAGAGAUUACGCUGGGUUCAUGACAUCUUGUACAACGGAGCCGAACAAGAGCGAGUGGUAUACCGUGAUUUUACGGGUGCAGAGCACGGCAAUGGCAAUGGCAAGAAUGAUGGAUUUUUGGUGUUGCCCGAUAUGAAAUGGGAUGGAGUUUCUUUGGAUGCCCUGUACUUGGUUGCGCUCGUGUAUCGUGACGAUGUGCGCUCGUUACGUGAUUUACGUCCCCAGCAUCGUGAGUGGCUCAUUGCAUUGAACAAUCGUAUUAGAGCUGUUGUUCCGGCUUGUUACAAUUACGCUUUGCACGCUGACGAAUUGCGUAUCUUUGUUCACUAUCCUCCAAGUUACUAUCAUUUCCACAUUCAUGUGGUGAACAUUAGACACCCUGGUUUGGGCGAUGGGAUUGCAGCCGGAAGAGCUGUGCUACUGGAAGAUGUGAUUGAGUCGUUGGGAUACUUGGGCGAGCUUGGGUUCAUGAAUCGUACGCUCACUUAUGUAAUGGGCGAAAAUCAUGAGCUUUGGUCGCGCGGUUUACAGGACGCGGUGGCCCAGCAGCUUGAAAAGGAUGGUAUACCAAAACGUCCGCCUGUCUUGAAUAGGGAGUCGAGUUAA